Molecule: messenger RNA, 2651 nt
Organism: Medicago truncatula (barrel medic)
Lineage: Eukaryota; Viridiplantae; Streptophyta; Magnoliopsida; Fabales; Fabaceae
Product: putative pentatricopeptide repeat-containing protein At1g53330
Exons: 4
Coding region: 129-1493 (454 amino acids)
Molecular function (GO): mRNA binding; protein binding
Source: RefSeq, a predicted model, not a curated record
GUCCCUUAUGAAAAACCUAUUUAACUCAAAACCAGAGGUCUCUGUCCAUCGUGCCGGAGCGUUGUUCUUCUCGCCGGCGAACCUGCAGAGUCUGUUUCCCUCUCACACCCUUCGUCGUAUCCAAUCCAAUGGGAAGUUCAAAACCCAUAUCUCCGUUCAGACUCUCCUCCCUCCUCCGAUCCCAAAAGGAUCCAUCUCUCGCUUUUCAAAUCUUCCUCAACCCUCAAAAUCAUUAUCGUUAUUCCAUUCUCUCCUACGACCUCAUCAUCACCAAACUCGGCCGCGCCAAAAUGAUCCCUCAAAUGGAACUUAUCCUUCAACAACUCCACAACGACACUCGCCACCGCGUCCCUGAACCCCUCCUCUGCCACGUCAUCUCCUUCUAUGCACGUGCCCGUCUUCCUUCACGUGCCGUUCAAACCUUCCUCUCUAUCCCUUCCUUUCGCUGCACCCCUACUCUCAAAUCAUUCAACUCCCUCCUCAAUGCUCUCCUCACUUGCCGCCGAUUUCAAACCAUCACUCACUUCGCAUCCCGUUUAAGUGAAUUCGGUCCCCCGAAUACGUGCACUUACAACAUUCUCAUCCGCUCAUGCUUCUUUCAAGGUCGAACGGAUCGCGCCUUGGAACUGUUCGAUGAAAUGCGCAGAACCAAUGUCUGUCCUGACCAGGUCACAUUUGGGACGUUAAUCCACGGUUUGUGUAAGGAUUCGCGGAUGCAUCAGGCGUUCGGAAUGAAAAAAUUGAUGAUCCAGGAAUUCAAGCUGAAGCCAUGUGUUUCUGUUUACACUAACUUGAUGAAAGGGGUUUGUGAGAUUGGGGAACUUCAUCGGGCAUUUGAGAUCAAGGAUGAGAUGGAGAGGAAUGGAUUGAGAUUGGAUGUAGUUGUUUAUAACACUCUGGUCAAUGCGCUUUUUAAGGCGGGGAGAAAGGAAGAGGCUUUAAGGGUUUUGGAGGAAAUGAAAGAGAGUGGUUACCAUUGGAAUUCAGUUACUUGUAAUGUAAUGAUUGGGGAGUUUUGUAGACAAAAGAAUUUCCAAGAAGCUUAUAGGAUUUUGGAUGGGGUGGAAGGUGUCAAGCCUGAUGUUUUUGGUUACAAUGUGGUGAUUGGUUGGUUGUGUAAAGUAGGGAAAUGGAGUGAAGCAAAUGAUCUUGUUCAGGAUAUGCCGCGGAGAAAGUGUGUUCCCGAUGUUGUAACAUACCGUACGCUGUUUGAUGGGCUUUGUCGGUGGACGCAGUUCCGGGAAGCUGCUAUUGUCUUGGAUGAGAUGUUGUUUAAAGGAUAUGUUCCCCAUACCAAGAGUUUGAAUGAAUUUGUCUGUGGGUUGUGUAGGGAAGGUAAUUUUGAGUUGCUGUCAACGGUUUUGAGUGGUUUGGCCAGUAGAGGAGAAUUCUGUAACGAGGGUAUAUGGAAUGUUUUGGUUUCCGUGGUUUGCAAACAGGAAAAGCUGGCAGCAGAACCUUUUAAAAUUUUCAAAGCCUUGGCGGUAUCAUGAACUGUAUUGUCGAUCUAAUUCUCUCCGAAAGAUUGCUGCAUGAAAUGAAAUUAUCACAGUGGCUGCAGGUUAAGAUUCACAGCAUUUUCGAGGCAACAUCUUGCACCUAGAGCUUCGGCCUACUUCAAUAUAUGCUCCAGCUUACAAGAAGAGAAUUUGGCAGUACCAGUUCUGUCAUAAAUGACCAUUCCCCGCCCUUUCGACCCUCUGUAAAGUUGCCAGCAUCAACAAAAAUAUUUGAAAUUGAUGCACUUUCUUGCUCAAUGUUGGGAGUUGCUUAAGCAUUUGAAAAAAGCAAAGUUACAGGCAUGCUCUACAAGAGAGUUUGGGUUGAAAAUUGUUGAUGCUACAUAUGUAACAUUGCACGAUCCAAAUGAAAUUGAAACUGAGGUAAUGGUUGAAAAGAAUAAUGGUAAGUUAUACUUCAAGGAUGAUUGGCAUGGCUUGGGAGAUUACUAUAAGAUCGCUCACAAAGUUACCGGCAACUAGUUCACUACAUCUGAUGUAACUAGUAGAAUGCUGUUCACAUGCAAAUAGACCUUGACUUGGCUGAGAUUCUGUCGAACUGCUCUUCUGAAUAAUGAGACAUAACUGAUUUUGGUGGAUUACUUUGGCUAUAACUGGAAAUGUGUAUUUAAGUUUCGCCAUGAUUCAGAGAUGAUCUGCACAAUUUCUGGAGUGGGCUAAUCUUUGCAAAGUACGAAGACUCUUUGAAGGAUUGCCUAUCAAGCUUGGAGUAUCUGAAGAAUCUGAUAAAGCAAUAUUUAGUCACACCUAUAGGAAAUGGAGUAUUCAAACCAUUUUUUAGACAGCAAUUUUUUAGGACAGGCUGCUGCGUUUUUUAUGGCAUUUUGAGACGGGGAUGUGGUAAUGUCAUAAUUUGGAAUACUAUCUUUGUUCUCUUUAUGCCGUACUCUAGAUUUUUUUUCUUCUUCUUAGUUGCGACAUAUUGGUUGCUGCAAAGUAUUCUCUGUUAUUGGAAUGAUGUACUUUUUUUAUAUCUUUGUUGCAACAUGGUUCAUUCUGAGAUCAGUCAAGUCCAUAUGACUGAGCAGUUAUGAGAACCCUGAUCUUAGAGCAUCCUUAUUUGCUCGCACUUUCUCUCUUCUAGAUUCCUUCAGCUUAACCAGGAACUCGUGCACUUGACUUCUUAGCUCA